Suillus fuscotomentosus is the source of this 994-nucleotide messenger RNA. RefSeq names its product phosphatidylethanolamine-binding protein. The record is from RefSeq and is a predicted model, not a curated record. Lineage: Eukaryota; Fungi; Basidiomycota; Agaricomycetes; Boletales; Suillaceae. Bases 116 to 934 code for a protein of 272 amino acids. The transcript is spliced from 6 exons.
AAGGACUGUUUGUUUGUCAAUGUUGGAUCCGAUCAAGUUCGACUUUCAGAAUUCCAAGUUCUGAACCAUUCUCUUUAUAACUCUACAUACUCCAUAUAUAACAUACCCUUCGAAAAUGAUACCUUCCGCUGGACGCAUGGUUUUAUCUCUGCUGCUUCUCGCUUCGCCCCUCGUGCAUGCAGCUCAGUCCGACAACACGACUCUAGGAAUCGAAAUUAUCCGCGCUCAUUUUGAAGGGGCUGGUCUGGUGCCAUACUUAAUGGCGAACUUUACUCCUACUGCGCUUCUGACCGCAACGUACACCGGCGGCGGUAUCGUGACCCCAGGUCAACUUCUUCCAAAGUCUCGGACGCAAACUGCCCCGAACCUUACUAUCACGCCGGUCAAUAUGACAACCUUGUUGAAUGAGAAAUACACUCUUGUGAUGGUGGAUGCCUGGGCUCCAGGACAUACUGACCCGCGGGGUCAGAUUUGUCACUGGGUUGUCAAUGGUGUAACUGUACAAGACUACUCUGUAUUAACACAUGCAGGCGUGGACGUAGAACAGUACAGGGGUCCAACUCCACCGUCCGGGAGCGGACCACACCGUUAUGUUAUCUUACUUUACGCUCAGCAGUUUCCAACAGUCUCUCCGCCGCAUGGAUUCCAUAUCCUAAACAACCAUCCAGGAUUUUGCCACCUCGCGGAUUAUGUUAAGGCCUCGAACAUCGGACCUCUAAUUGCCGGAACCUACUUCACGGUCGAGGAAGGGGUGGCUACUUUCACGCCUUCUCCUACAUCUCCUGUUGUGACAUCUACUCUGCUGGCUUCAGGGUCUAGUGGUCCGUCCGCGUCAACUACCGGUUCAGUAGCUCAGCACAAUGGCGCAUGCUCGUCAUCAAGCAAUUACUUGACUAUCCUACUUGCGCCCUUUUUGUGGCUUCUAGCGUUAUAGUUACUUUUCACUUUCUCUGUCACUUGGUCAUUCGAUGGGUACAAAUCAUAUGAAUCAUAA